Molecule: messenger RNA, 1059 nt
Organism: Drosophila virilis
Lineage: Eukaryota; Metazoa; Arthropoda; Insecta; Diptera; Drosophilidae
Source: RefSeq, a predicted model, not a curated record
UUGAAAGCGCCAAAAAUGAUGUGUACAAUUUGCGUAUGUGUAGCACUUCAGUUAAUAACCUUUUUUGCAGAUCCAUACUCUUCGGCACCGCCGCUCACCACACUCGCCUUUACAUUAACGAUCGGUACGAUGUGAUGCUUGAGCUGUUUAUACCGUCUUAUCAAAAAAUUUCAUCAUUUGAAAAUAAUGACAACUAUGUGUGCUUGGACGUAUCAGAUGUUCCCUACGAUUUGCCAAUAUCAGAUCAGGACUUAAUUAAUCGGCAUUUGCUUAAAAAUUGGCUGGAUGACAUAUUUCUCAAAGCAUUUGACAGAUAUAUAAAUAGUUUCUGGGGCUCAAAGGGGGAGUAUUACGAAUUCAGCCUACCGGAAGUUGAGCGCAACAGAUUACAGUUGGAUGUCGUGAGAAAGGCCCUGAUUCUCUUGCAGGCCUUAUGCGAAGCGAAGGGCCUGACCGAAAUACGCUAUUAUCAUCUUAUGAAUAUGGCACUGUCGACGCAUGUCAACAAAUACGCAAUAACUACUACUUUGGACGAUGUUUUUUUAAUGUUGCUUGCUGAACUGUGCGAUGAUGUCGAAAACCAACAUCCACCCCAUUAUUUUCUCGGAGACUUGAAUCUUCUUAGCAACAUAAGCUGCGAAGAACUGUACGAAUAUGAGGGUAUACUUGACCGGGCUUACAGCACUCUCAGUUCGUAUGUCCAUCAAGGAGCGCUGUCGUAUGAACGUUGCAGAAGUCACUUUGAAUAGCUAAAUAACAUUUGUUUCUAAAAGUCUUAUGCACUGUAUGUAAGCUGGUUCAUUACAUAUUAUUGAGGUUAAUGCUUAUAACAGAAACAUUUAUUCAACAAACUUUUGUUAACAAUUAGAAAAGCUCACUUAGAUGAGUUAUUUGAUCGAUAGGCUUUAAUAACUCCACAUCCUUGGGUACUGAAAUCGCAUGACCUUGUUUUUUAUCCUGAAGCUGGAAGAGCAAUUGCACCAGAACUAUUACGUAAUUAGCCAUGGCAUUAAGAACCUGAAAUAAUAAAAUUCUCUUUAGUUAUAUUUCAUCUUUAAA